Molecule: messenger RNA, 2299 nt
Organism: Pistacia vera
Lineage: Eukaryota; Viridiplantae; Streptophyta; Magnoliopsida; Sapindales; Anacardiaceae
Product: serine/threonine-protein kinase Nek6-like
Exons: 14
Coding region: 152-2104 (650 amino acids)
Biological process (GO): protein phosphorylation
Molecular function (GO): ATP binding; protein kinase activity
Source: RefSeq, a predicted model, not a curated record
UUAUCUUUCUCUCUCAACUUGUUCUCUAAAUUUCUAAAGCCAUAAUUAGUACUUAUUUCUCUCACUUUACUCUACUUUAUGUCUCUGUAACUAUAACAUUUUCUUAGUUUUUUGCAACUUCAACAUUCUCAAGAGCCAGAUAUUAGUCCUCAUGGAAACUGAAAAUGGCGAUAUGAAGUCCAAGCUUGAAGAUUAUGAAGUGAUUGAACAGAUUGGAAGAGGAGCAUUUGGGGCAGCUUUUCUUAUUCUGCACAAAAUUGAGAGAAAAAAGUAUGUACUGAAGAAAAUUCGCUUGGCCAAGCAGACUGAGAAAUUCAAGCGUACAGCACAUCAAGAGAUGGAUUUGAUUUCCAAAUUGGAUAACCCAUAUAUUGUGGACUACAAAGAUGCAUGGGUAGACAAGGGAAACUGUGUCUGUAUUGUGACUGGCUACUGCGAAGGAGGAGACAUGGCUGAGAUAAUAAAGAAGGCCAGAGGAACAUUCUUCUCAGAGGAGAAAAUCUGUAAAUGGCUAACCCAAUUGUUGCUAGCUGUAGACUACCUACACUCCAACCGUGUCCUCCACAGAGAUCUUAAGUGUUCCAACAUAUUCCUUACAAAGGAGAAUGACAUCCGUCUAGGUGAUUUCGGACUUGCAAAACUACUCAACACAGAAGACCUUGCUUCCUCAGUUGUUGGCACUCCCAACUACAUGUGCCCUGAGCUCCUAGCAGAUAUACCUUAUGGCUAUAAGUCUGAUAUAUGGUCGCUUGGUUGCUGUAUGUUUGAAAUUGCUGCACACCAACCAGCAUUUAGAGCGCCUGAUAUGGCUGGACUCAUCAACAAAAUAAACAGAUCCUCCAUUUCUCCGCUCCCAAUUGUGUAUUCCUCCACACUGAAACAAAUUAUUAAAAGCAUGCUAAGGAAGAACCCAGAACACAGACCAACAUCUUCAGAACUGUUAAGGCAUCCACAUUUGCAGCCGUAUCUCCUUAGGUGCCGAAACCCAGCUUCUGUUUAUCUUCCAAUAAAGCCCACAAACAAUGUGAGGGAGAAAACACCAAGAAAAUCGCCAUCUAGCAAACAAAGUAGUGGCAGAGACAAGGUGGACAGAGAGGCGAUAGCACCAAACCAGUUGGAAAAGACUUUUGAGAAAACUAUUCAUGGACAGCCAAACAGUUUACCACACAACAACCCAACUUCCACAACUAGUACGGAAGACAACCUUGAAACCAAGAAAGUUGAUCCUACUAGCUAUACAUUGGAAUUGGAAAUAUCUAGCUCUGUCACUAAUUCUAAAGACAGGUCCACAGAAACUGAAAUAAUUGUUUGCAAUGGAGACAAGCUAGCUAACUCUAAUGGCACGCCUCAAAAGGACAGCACUGCCAUUGAGGUAACUUCAGAGAGCACUCGAAAUUCUAGGCAUGCAGUACAGGAAGAACCUGCUGCUACUGCUGCACAUUUUCAGCACUCACAAGAAGUUGGUGUCAAGACUGUGAGAACAGAAGAUCAAGAACCAGUUUGCAAUAAAGUUCCAGCAGAAGAACCUGAAAUAGAGGCAGUGCAUUCUGCGACAGAGGAUAGCGAGAAGUUGAUGAUGCCCAGCCAAGGCUGCAAUGACAACACUGAAUCCCCUGAUGAUAAAAGCUCAUCAUCGGCAGUAUAUGAACCUGAUGUACCACGUGAAAGCUGUUUACCAAAGAUAAAAAGCCAAAAUGGACAUACCGGAGAUUCUCAUGUGGACUACUUGUCUGAGAGCAACGAGGUACUUCCUUGUAAAGAUGAUUUUAAAGCAAAAGCAGAUAAAAUUAGUUCCUUCAUACAAGCAGCAGAAGAUGGUGGCAAUGGCGUUAAUCUGACACCAAGCGACAUCUCAUUACUAAGUACUCUUACGGGGAUAUGCGGCGAUGAAAGCAGGAGUGAAUGGGAGAAUCCAGGGCAACAAAGAGCUGAUGCUUUAGAAUCUCUUCUAGAACUAUGCGCAAGGCUACUUAAGCAGGAAAAACUUGAAGAGCUUGCUGGUGUGCUAAAACCAUUUGGUGAAGAAGCUGUCUCAUCAAGAGAAACAGCAAUUUGGUUGACAAAAAGCCUCAUGUCUGCUCAAAAGUUUAAUGGUGGAACCUAAUUUUCAAGAAGUAUUGCCAUUAAUUUAUUCAUUUUUGUGAGAAAGAAGUUAAAUGUUUUGACGUAAAUGCAUUUCUUCCUGAGUGGUGUUUGAUUGUAUAUUAGAAGAUUGAAGUAAAAGAACAAAAACAAACAAAAUUUGCAGAUCGUUGAGGCUUUCAUGGGAAAUAAACUUGAUUUUGGUUAUUUAUCACUA